AUGGUCCUCGUAUUCGUGAAGCGUGCCGACGGGAGCGUUCAUGCUCUCUCCGUGGAAAGUGGCGACGUCAUAGAUUUCUCCAAGGAGGACGGCUUCGAGGAGCUCGAUGUAAGCGAUUUGUCGUGCAAGUUGGAGCAGCUAGUGCGCGAGACGCCCAAGGAAAGAGUCCUAGCAGCUAUGGCAAAGAUCACCGGGACAAGCCCUCCGGCGGAUGAAUCCAAAAGCGAUCUCGCCAGAGCUCUCGGUUUCGCUUGUUUGCGGACGCGGCUUGGGCCAGGCGCUUCACCGUACGUGUACGCAGUCAACAAGCCUCUAAUCCAGGCUCCGUACGAUCAGGUUGAAAAAGUCAAGGUGAGCCUUGAUAGUCUUGACGACCGGCUACGGCUGGAAUUCCAGCCGUCAAGCUUGGAGAACAUGAGUGUGGAGUGGAGCUUGCCGGCGAAAGAGGAUUUCGAUGCCAGCUUGGGCAACUUCGGGUGCGAGUGGACGAGUGCUGUUGGCACUAGACACACGGGGCUCACGUGGAAUGAGCUGAUACCGGUCAUGACCAUUGACGAGUUGGAGAACUUUCGUCAUGUCCAUGGCUGGGCUUCGCAAGACGGCCUUUUCAAAAUGUUCCAUUCGGCAGGCCUGCAUGACUCUCACCCCAUGUUGUUCCGCCACCCGGUGCUGCAACGCCUGCUCUGGUUCUUUGAGACGCUCAAAGAGAGUUUGACUCAGUGGGAAGACCACUUGUACCACGACCUGAAGGUCAACUAUGGAGGCGACAUGGGCAUUCUUGACGAUGCAGUGGCCCAGCAGUUGAGGGCACGGGACCUCUAG
Molecule: messenger RNA, 822 nt
Organism: Symbiodinium necroappetens
Lineage: Eukaryota; Dinophyceae; Suessiales; Symbiodiniaceae
Source: the annotation of a GenBank genome assembly